This is a messenger RNA of Botrytis byssoidea, 1770 nucleotides long. RefSeq lists its product as uncharacterized. NCBI's taxonomy places the organism in Eukaryota, Fungi, Ascomycota, Leotiomycetes, Helotiales, Sclerotiniaceae. The coding region runs from base 1 to 1770 and encodes 589 amino acids. The record is from RefSeq and is a predicted model, not a curated record. The transcript is spliced from 4 exons.
AUGAAAUCUACCGUGGUUCUUGCCUGGGUCGAUUCAUAUCAUGGUCUUCCUAGCCUACCUAAGAAUGCACAAAUGUGGACGAUCGUCAUAAAUUCCCUGAACGAUGGAUACGCUUACAACUUUACCGUCACUCGCCCCAAAGAGAUCAUCUAUUCCAGAUCUGAACAUGCGGAAUUAAGAGCAGCUUUCGCGUUGACAAUGCUUGUGGCGCUUCGAAGAUUCAUGCUUGGCGAAAGCCGUAGGAUGCAGGGUGCAAACAUACCCGUUCAUAUUGCAAUCAAGUUCGGCGAUGGUCCAUUCUUCGAUAUGAGUACCGCUUUCAAAGUGGAGGACGAGAACUUCCCUUUGUUUUUGCACCCAGGACCUUCCACAACUCAGCCGUCACAUGACUUUAUUGAUAUGGCGGCAUCUUCCUUGAAGAUUGAAUUACCCUCCCCCAAGUCAUCUCCUAGAACGAAGCCCAUUGAUGGAGACUCCGACCUCUCCAAUGAUAGGGUUGGACCGAGAUCUCUUUCUACUAUUCCCCUUGAUAAGGAAGCAUACUAUUCGGUAUCCUCUGAUUCCCCACUUUUUGACGCCUGUGCUACGGCUAAUUCACGAGGAAGUGCGGUUUCAACAGCACUCGUAAUUGCUCACAAUGCGUCGAAAGAGAUCGGUACAUCUUUGCGGGAGAAAGGGAUCCACGUGACAUUGCUUAGACAUCGUGAUACAGACAACGACCCUCAGAUGGAACUUGGAGGGUUCAGGUAUUCCGGCACCGGAGAAUACGAAUUCGACGAGCAUUAUGAUGUGGCCUAUAUUGAUAUGCCUAGCUCGAAGAAGUUGACGAUAGACACGUAUCAGAAGUGCAAGUUAGCCGCCCAUUUGCGCGAUUCUGGCACGGUCAAAGGAUCAAUCAUGAUAUUAGUGGGUUCCAUGCUCAUCGAGAAGGGCAAGUAUGACAUCCUAGAUAUUCCUGGUCAUACCGGAACUAGUAAAGAUACUAUAGUUCAUCUUCGGAGUAGCUUUAAUGACUCUCUCUAUAGUGAGGAGCCUCUCAAAUGUUUGAUAAUUGGCACUAUCAGCGUUGCGAAGGGUGAAAAUUUAAGACGAGUUACUUUGGCUCGCCAUCCUAUCUUUGCAAGCUUUCUAGACGAGCUCGCUCUUGGGUUGUUCCUAUGCGACGAUAAUCAAUGGAAUCAUGUGUUACUGGGUCAAUCAUACCUUCUCGCCAAUGUCCUUCGGUCUUCAUUUGAGCAUGUUUUACUUGCAGAAAACCCCUUACAGUGUUAUGCUGCUCUCAAAGUCGGUGCUCCAUCUCAAUUCUCCACUAGCUUUCAACGAAAGUUCAUGUCUGACUCGGUAGAUCAUAUCGAUGUUUUACCAUCAGCAUUCUUUUUCCACAAUCCCCGCUUCAUUGAAAUGGUCAGUGCACGAUACGAUGAAUUGAAGGCGUUUUGUCACGAUACUACUGCUGAUGUGCCCGAAAAGAUAACCUCUCUAUUCUUCAGCCCUCCGGCAACCGUCCUACUGCAAAGCCUCAUGGGUUUUCGGAAUUCUUUGAACGAAUUUGAUCCUUACGAUGAAGAGAGAGGUUAUCAUAGAGUGGUGCCCUUUGAGGCAAUGGCAAUACUUUGCUCUAAAUUCAUUGGUAACUCUACCAGCGUCUGGAAGUUUCAGGACUUCCUUUGUAGGCCAACAGCAUUUGGAACGUGGCAAGAAAAGCGAUGGUACAUGACACUGAAGUUCGGGAAGCUUCUCGAUGGAACAGCUGAUGAAGAGGAAAUAUGA